UGAAGCUGGAGUUUGUGAGAAAACAGGUUACAGUUAAGUGUACAUUAAAUAAAGUUCACUAAUAGGAAAACUAUUUGUAGAACGAUGAAAACAACGUUGAAAUGCAGCUGCAAGAGAAGAAUAGGUUAAACAUGUUGCCUGGUUUACUUAAUUGUAAUGUUUCAUUGAAUGAAGGAAACAAAACCAUUGAAACACUACUUGAAACAAAAUAUCAAAAUAUUGAUAGUGAAACAAAAACAUAUUUCAUCAUGCUGGUGCUAGUGAUGGCUUUGAUAUUUUUCGUACUACUGAUUGUUAUUUGCUUCAUGUGUGUUCAUAAAAAGUCAUUGUGGAAAAAUAGUGUCGAAGCCGGUCCACACUUGAACCCAGAGGAUGUGUUAACAAAAGUGCAUCAAUUUCAACGCCAAAAGGUACAGCUUGUUGAACAGCUAGAACAGGGCGAGUAUGGUAUUUACUGGAAAGCGAUCGUAACAGGAGUUGCUGGUGAUCCUACGAUGGAGAUUCAAGUAAUGGUAAAGGAGACUGUGGUACGAUACGAUCAGCAGGCACUGCUGAUGGAGCUCAAAACUUACGUACAUGUAGGACAUCAUGUAAACAUCGUCAAUUUACUUGGUGUCGUAAGGGAAAACAUGAACCAAGGAGAGCUCUUUGUAGUAACGGAGUACUGUCGGUUUGGAAAUCUGAAAGACUUUUUGCUAGAGAAUCGGUAUGCAUUUCUGGACGAUAGUAGCGACGAACUGUUAGUCUACGAUUCUAGUAACGCUACAUUAAGCUCGUUCAGUGUGAGACGCACCUACAGCAAGCUGGAUCUGCUUAACUGGUCAUAUCAAAUCGCAUGCGGUUUACAAUAUCUCGCAUCACGAGAGUGCGUGUAUGGUAAUCUGUCCGCACGCAAUGUACUGCUCGGUGAGGGGAAUAUCGUGAAGCUAACUAACUUUGCUGUACCGCGCCGAGUACAUUUGAUAGGAAAACUCACCCAAAAAAACUUCCUAACACUAGAGCGAAUGGCUCCGGAAUAUCUGCAAAGUGGAACGUUCACUAGCAGCUCGGAUGUUUGGUCGUACGGGGUACUGCUGUGGGAAUUGUUUUCAUUGGGCUGUGAUCCUUGCUGGAGUAUGACACCGCGUGGAAGUUUGGUAGAUCGUUUCGAGUGUGACACUAGGUUAUCUAAACCGGAGUAUGCGAAUGAUGAAGUGUACCAGAUAAUGUGCAGCUGUUGUGAGCAAGAUCCGCUUGUGCGACCAAGCUUUAUGGAGCUUUGCCAUAAGCUUUAUUGCAUGAUUCCAAGCUACCUUUUAAGGAGUUAUGAAGAAUUGAGAAAUAUGUACUCCAGCAUAAAUGCAGUAGAUAGCGCAAUUUUGUAAUUCCAAAUAUUUACUACAAAUUUGUGUAAAAUAUGUACGCGCAU
This is a messenger RNA of Anopheles funestus (African malaria mosquito), 1408 nucleotides long. Its product is annotated as platelet-derived growth factor receptor alpha-like. The transcript has 4 exons. Gene Ontology annotation, molecular function: ATP binding; transmembrane receptor protein tyrosine kinase activity. NCBI's taxonomy places the organism in Eukaryota, Metazoa, Arthropoda, Insecta, Diptera, Culicidae. Gene Ontology annotation, cellular component: signaling receptor complex. Gene Ontology annotation, biological process: protein phosphorylation; multicellular organism development; positive regulation of kinase activity. The coding region runs from base 102 to 1364 and encodes 420 amino acids. The record is from RefSeq and is a predicted model, not a curated record.